AUGUCUGGCCAUGCCACCCUUGAUUCUAUCCGAGCUGUGAAAGCCGCAGCAUUUGGCCUUACUGCUAAUGCCAAGUACGCCAUGUGGGGAUACUCAGGCGGUGCCUUGGCAAGUGAAUGGGCUGCAGAACUCCAACUUCAGUAUGCACCAGAACUGAAAUUUAGUGGCGCUGCAUUGGGUGGCCUUACACCAAAUGUCACCUCUGUUAUGUUGGCAGUUUCAGGAAAGCCCGCUGCCGGAUUGAUCCCUCUGGCAAUGCUGGGCCUGACAAGUCAAUUUCCCGAGGCUGAGAGAUAUUUGCUUUCCAGACUUAAGAAGCAGGGUGCCUUCAAUAGGGACGGAUUUCUGAAAGCACGAAACUACUCCAGUGUGCAAGCUGUUGCUGCGUUUGCCAAUCAAGACAUAGCGGACUAUUUUAUUGGUGGCUUUUCCGAUAUCAUGGCGCCGCCAAUUAAGUCUGUUACAACAAGUGACGGCCAGAUGGGAUACCAUGGUGUUCCCCAGAUGCCCCUGUAUGUCUACAAGGCGGUGCACGACGAAGUGAGCCCUACUGUUGAUACAGAUUCUUUGGUCAGCAAGUACUGCAAGAUCAAUGUGGCGAUUACCUAUGUUCGAAACCCUCUGGGUGGGCAUUUUGAUGAAUGGACAGCAGGUGUGCCUGGAGCUAUGGACUUUCUCCAAGCUAUUUUAACAGGAACCUACGACAACACUGGGUGCAAGAUCAUUGAAAUUGCAUCAAGUUCUGGCUAA
This is a messenger RNA of Trichoderma breve, 750 nucleotides long. Its product is annotated as secretory lipase domain-containing protein. Gene Ontology annotation, molecular function: triacylglycerol lipase activity. Gene Ontology annotation, biological process: lipid catabolic process. The transcript has a single exon. Bases 1 to 750 code for a protein of 249 amino acids. The record is from RefSeq and is a predicted model, not a curated record. NCBI's taxonomy places the organism in Eukaryota, Fungi, Ascomycota, Sordariomycetes, Hypocreales, Hypocreaceae.